AUGAAGGCAGUAGAAACACGAAGUUUUAAAUUGAAGUCCGGCUCCUCGGAGAAGCCCGGUCAGCAGAUGGCGGCUGCCGACGUGGGUUCACACCUGCAGCACAUGUGCAGCCUCGAUAUUGACUCCAAAGCCUCAUAUGUCCGGCUUUCUGGCAUCAUUUGUACCAUUGGUCCCGUCUCCCGCGAUGUGGCUAUGUUGGAGAAAAUGAUGGAAACGGGCAUGAAUGUAGCCCGUAUGAACUUCUCACACGGCUCACACGAGUACCACGCGGAGACCAUCAAGAACUGCCGCGAGGCUGAGAAGAACUACAGCGCCAAGCUCGGCAUGCCCUUCUCCUUGGCCAUCGCACUCGACACCAAGGGUCCUGAGAUCAGGACUGGGCUACUAGAGGGCGGUGGGUCUGCAGAGGUGGAACUGAAAAAAGGCGAAACUAUCAAUCUGACUACUGACCUAUCAUACCAAGAGCGAGGCAACGCUGCCACCAUCUUUGUCGACUACAAGAAUAUUACCCAAGUUGUGAAGCCCGGCAACAAGAUCUUCAUCGAUGAUGGCCUUAUUUCAGUGGUCUGCAAGUCCUCCACCGCUGACACUUUGGUGUGCACCAUUGAGAACGGAGGUAUGUUGGGAUCGAGAAAGGGUGUAAAUUUGCCCGGUCUACCUGUUGAUUUACCUGCAGUGUCAGAAAAGGAUAAAUCUGAUCUCCUCUUCGGUGUAGAACAAGGUGUGGACAUGAUUUUCGCAUCAUUCAUCCGCAAUGGUGCAGCUCUACAGGAGAUCCGCAGCAUCCUGGGUGAGAAAGGAAAGAACAUCAAGAUCAUCUCCAAGAUUGAGAACCACCAAGGCAUGGUCAACUUGGACGAGAUUAUCGCUGCUUCAGAUGGCAUCAUGGUAGCUCGUGGUGAUCUUGGAAUUGAGAUCCCGCCGGAGAAGGUGUUCCUCGCGCAGAAGACCAUGAUUGCUCGCUGCAACCAAGUUGGAAAACCAGUCAUCUGCGCUACUCAAAUGUUGGAGUCUAUGGUUAAGAAGCCGCGCCCAACUCGUGCGGAGACUUCGGAUGUCGCUAAUGCAAUUUUGGACGGGGCGGACUGUGUCAUGUUGUCCGGAGAGACCGCCAAGGGAGACUAUCCUUUGGAGUGUGUCCUCACUAUGGCCAACAUUUGCAAGGAGGCUGAGGCUGCUAUCUGGCAUAAGCAGUUGUUCACUGACCUGGUUACACAGGUGAAAGGGCCCAUCGAGCCUGCGCACUCUGUGGCGAUAGCGGCGGUGGAGGCCGCGAGCAAGUGCAUGGCGUCGGCCAUCGUGGUGAUCACGACGAGCGGGCGCUCGGCGCACCUGCUCAGCAAGUACCGGCCGCGCUGCCCCGUCAUCGCCGUCACGCGCCAGCCGCAGACGGCGCGCCAGGCGCACCUGUACCGCGGCGUGCUGCCCAUCGUCUACAAAGAGCCGGCGGUGAGCGACUGGCUGAAGGACGUGGACCUGCGCGUGCAGUACGGGCUGCAGUUCGGGCGCGAGCGUGGCUUCGUGCAGCGCGGCGACCAGGUGGUGGUGGUGACGGGCUGGCGCCAGGGCUCCGGCUUCACCAACACUAUGCGCGUCAUCCCUGUGGAAUAA
Molecule: messenger RNA, 1611 nt
Organism: Parnassius apollo (apollo)
Lineage: Eukaryota; Metazoa; Arthropoda; Insecta; Lepidoptera; Papilionidae
Source: the annotation of a GenBank genome assembly